AUGGGCCAAAAAGGUCCAUCAUCUAUAUCAAACCCAUCGUCCCUCCAGUUUGUCACAGGCCAACCAGGGAGCAACACCGACAGGAAUGAGCAUAAAAACAACAGUACUGAAAAUCCAGAAGAUAACAUAGACCAAAACCUGGACGAGUCUUCCGAGCAAGAAUGGUUUCAAACAGGAGUCGACUUUGUUUUAUCACUGGAACGGCCAUGUCUGUCGCACAUCUCAAGCGCACAUCCCUCUGGCCAUGCUAUGUCAAUACAAGGCACACUUCUACAGCUUGCACCCCCAACCCUCGACAGCGAUUUGCGAUGGCAGGUUUCAGCGGAAGUAUUUCAAACGCUGUUUGAGAUGGCGGACAAGCUUGACUUGGAUGGGUACAUAACGCCCGUCCAGGCGUGGAACAGGAUAAGGGAUCAUGAGAACUUUCCACGGUUGACGCGUGAGAGAUUGAAAACACUGGAGAAUGCCAUGAGGUCUAAUAUCAGGUGUCAGGGAUUCGCAGCGAUUAUGGAAGAAGCCAUCUUCGAGAUAUUGCUCAACAAAACUCUUGGUCCGUGA
Molecule: messenger RNA, 558 nt
Organism: Penicillium concentricum
Lineage: Eukaryota; Fungi; Ascomycota; Eurotiomycetes; Eurotiales; Aspergillaceae
Exons: 3
Coding region: 1-558 (185 amino acids)
Source: RefSeq, a predicted model, not a curated record